AUGUUUAAUAAAGUGCAAAAUCAGUCAAUUCAUUCAAUUCAUUCAAUGGAAGAAAAAGAAGAAGAAGAAGAAGAUGUGUCAUUUGAACGGUUAAUGAAUAGUCAGAUAAAAGUUGAAGACAGAAGUUCAGUACUAUUGCGUGAAAUCAAAUUAAUGCAAGAAUUGCAACACUUUGGUCGAGAAAGGAUUCCCGAAAGGGUUGUCCACGCAAAAGGUAGCGCAGCGUUUGGCCACUUUCGGGUGACCAACGAUCACAUUAUUCAGUACUGCAAAGCAUCGUUAUUUGCCGACGUCGACAAAGAGACUCCCGUAGCGGUCAGGUUCUCAUCGGUAACGGGCGAGAGAGGCAGUGCUGACACUGUUUUCGGUGAAAUGCGUGGAUUUGCCGUUAAGUUCUAUACAGAAGAGGGUGUUUGGGAUUUAGUCGGUAAUAAUGUUCCCAUUUUUGCUAUUCGUGACGCAUCACAGUUCCCGGCAUUCAUUCACGCAAACAAACCAAAUCCUCGGACAGGACUUAGGGAUCAAAACAGUGUUUGGGAUUUCAAUUCAUUGCGUUCAGAAACUCUUAAUUUGAUUACUUAUGUAUUCAGUGACUUUGGUAUACCUAAUGGUUUCAGACAUAUGCCUGGUUUUAGUAUAAAUGCGUUUAAAUUAGUUAAUUCACAUAACAAACAUGUUUUCGCUAAAUUUCAUUGGUAUCCACACCAGGGUAUAGAUAAUCUGGAUAUAGAUACAGCUGCUUAUCUUAGAGGUGUAAAUCCAGAUUAUGCCCGACAGGACCUGUUUGAUGCCAUAACUAAUCAUAGAUAUCCUAAAUGGACAUUAAAAAUACAAGUCAUGAAUCAAAAAGAUGUCGACAAUUUAGAGUUUAACGCUUUUGAUGCAACAAAAUAUUGGCCUGAAGACAGGUUUCCCUUCAUUGAUGUGGGAGUUAUGACACUCGACAGAAAUGUCGAUAACUUUUUUGCCGAAACAGAACAGUUAGCUUUCUGUCCGUCCAAUUUGGUCGAUGGUAUUGAGCCGUCACCCGACAGAAUGCUAAUGGGAAGACUGUUCUCAUAUUCAGAUACUCAAAGAUAUCGCUUAGGAUCAAACCAUCAGCUAAUACCAGUAAAUGAGCCAAUCAAUGGUGCCAUAACUCCCACACUAAGAGAUGGUCAGAUGAGAGUUGACAAUAAUUUUGAUGGUUUGCCUAACUAUUAUCCCAAUUCAUUUUCAUUGAUCACCGAUAAUCCUGUAUAUCUUGAGCCUCCGUUUACCAUAAAGACAACUAAAGUUUUUCGUUACGACGAUAGCAAUGACCAUAACUACAUCAGAAAUUAA
Oppia nitens is the source of this 1323-nucleotide messenger RNA. RefSeq names its product catalase-like. Gene Ontology annotation, biological process: response to hydrogen peroxide; hydrogen peroxide catabolic process. The coding region runs from base 1 to 1323 and encodes 440 amino acids. The transcript has 6 exons. Gene Ontology annotation, molecular function: heme binding; catalase activity. Gene Ontology annotation, cellular component: cytoplasm. The record is from RefSeq and is a predicted model, not a curated record. Lineage: Eukaryota; Metazoa; Arthropoda; Arachnida; Sarcoptiformes; Oppiidae.